Messenger RNA from Myodes glareolus (Bank vole), 1878 nucleotides. The record is from RefSeq and is a predicted model, not a curated record. NCBI's taxonomy places the organism in Eukaryota, Metazoa, Chordata, Mammalia, Rodentia, Cricetidae.
AUGUCCAAUGUCAUCCUUGUUCGGUUAGUCAUGUUGGCUUUUGUGGCCACAGGAACCAAUCUGUCUCUCCAGUUUUUUCCGGCCAGCUGGCAGGGAGAACAGCGACAAACACCUAGCCGGGAAUAUGUCGACCUAGAAAGAGAAGCAGGCAAGGUGUACUUGAAGGCUCCCAUGAUUCUGAAUGGUGUAUGUGUUAUCUGGAAGGGCUGGAUUGAUCUCCACAGAUUGGAUGGUAUGGGUUGCCUGGAGUUUGAUGAGGAGCGAGCCCAGCAGGAAGAUGCACUAGCACAACAGGCCUUCGAAGAGGCUCGAAGAAGAACUCGUGAGUUUGAAGAUAGAGACAGGUCUCACCGGGAGGAAAUGGAGGCAAGAAGACAACAAGACCCUAGUCCUGGUUCCAACUUAGGUGGUGGUGAUGAUCUCAAGCUUCGUUAAUACUAGCACAGCACCCGUGCCACCCAUCUCUAGUGCACACUGCUUCUAGUUGGUAUCAGUAACACACUGUGCGACCAGAAACUGUGAUACUGGAGGUACUGCAGGCCAUCUCGUGACUGGGGCAGUAAAAGACAUCAUCGGCUGCCGUGGUUUUGCACUAUGAUAUCUGCAUUCUGGUUUUUAAAACAUGUAGCCAGUAAUAAUUUGAAAUUUUUUUCUAUGCAAGCUUAUCUUGUUGGCAUUAUUUUGGUUGGGUUGAAAGUAUCUUCUUUCUCCAUUUUAUUUAAAAGUUCAUGUCAUUUAAGAACAAGAUAAGAAAUUGAAAUUUGUAUCAGGGUUUUCUUCAGCAGUUGCUUAAAAUUAUUUUAUACUUUCAGAUGAGUUGGUUAUACAGUCUUCCUUCUAGAUGAGCAGCCUUUGUGUUUGUUUUCUCCAUAUUACUUUGUUUUUUGUAUUCUACACCAUUUUACAAAUAAGAUGUGUUUGCAUUUUCUUACAAGCUAAACACCUAGCAGCGUAAAGUUGUCUGCCACCGCCUCCUAAAAUAAACGUUUACAGUUGUGAAAGUCACAGUAUCCUUUUAAAUACUAGUACUCACCUUUUCUUGCCCUUUUAAACAUAAAUUUUUUAAAUUAGUAUUCAUUUUUAUUUGUCUUAGAUCUGUUUCAAGUUCUAGUCUAUAAUCAUGAGUUUGGGUAGAGGUGUUCUCCAUAGGUGAUAAUGUUCUACAGAAAUGCCCAAAGAAGUCACAGGCUGGCUUCUGUUUUAUUCAGGGAUUUUAUUUUUUAAGUCAAUCAGAAAAGGGAUACUGGAACUUAUUCUAUGUAACAGCAUAUUAAACUGGAGGCAGUGAUGAAUCAGCUACAAAGGUAAAUUGUAUUAAAAUCAUGUUUAAGAUAGCUGCUUUCAUGUGUAUUUUAUAUUGCAUGCUUUUGUAGAAACAAUAUUGGGUGAUGAAGAUUAGUCUUAGAAAAUGUUCAUCUGUGCAGGAGAUACAUUUUCUUCCAUUAAUUCUGGGUAAAACAUUCACAGUUAUAUAUGAUGGUAUUUUGCAAAAGGACUAUUAAUAGUGCAUUUUGAGAUGAAUCAGUGUAACAAUAUUUUUAAAAUAGGCUUAGUGUCAAAUUGCAAUUUUUUUAAAUAUAAAACUGGAAAAAAGUGCUAAGUCAUUUGGCACAUGCUUACAGAUACUUUUCUUGGUCAUAUUCAUUAAAUGUUACUACAUUUCUGAAUUUUUGCAAAAAUGUAUUUUAUCAUAAAAUGGCAUUAUUUUAGAGAAUUUUAAAAACUGACAUGGUCAAUUCAGAAAAGUCUGAAUAAGGUCAUUGCAUUUAAAAAGCAUAUAAAGAUACUUGAUUGUGAAGGUGUGUCUUUCAUUGUAUAUAUAUAAUUCAUCAACAAAUACCUGUAUCUCAAAAUAAAAAUAUUUGUUAUAUAUUUGAA